This is a messenger RNA of Ahaetulla prasina, 2682 nucleotides long. RefSeq names its product complement C3a receptor 1 (gene C3AR1). Bases 684 to 2036 code for a protein of 450 amino acids. Gene Ontology annotation, biological process: positive regulation of cytosolic calcium ion concentration; phospholipase C-activating G protein-coupled receptor signaling pathway; complement receptor mediated signaling pathway. The record is from RefSeq and is a predicted model, not a curated record. NCBI's taxonomy places the organism in Eukaryota, Metazoa, Chordata, Lepidosauria, Squamata, Colubridae. The transcript has 2 exons. Gene Ontology annotation, cellular component: plasma membrane. Gene Ontology annotation, molecular function: complement component C3a receptor activity; complement component C5a receptor activity; G protein-coupled receptor activity.
CCUCUUCGGGGGCGGAGCCUCUGUCGGCUCCUCCCCUGGGCCGGUCCAGGGGCGUGGCCGAAUAGCCUGCCCUUCCGCAGGGUUGGGCGGGGGUUGGUGCCGCCCACGCGGCUCCUCUCCACCGACCGCAGCCCUGCGCUCGCCCGCUCGCUCUUUCCCGCCGCGAUGCGCUUCAGCAGCCCCCCCCACCGCCAAGUGGCAGGGAGUCCCCCUGGCUCGGCCCCUCCCCCUUCCUCGCCUGUGCCUGCUCAGCCUCCCCCGCCCUGGGAAAGCGGAACUGGCCGACCGGCCCCUGCCCCAAAAGCGCUGAUGGGGCACUUUCCCCCUUUCUCCGUCUCGCCUCCGCGGAGGACAGCGAGCGAGCCCGGCGGGAGCCUCGCCCAGGUUUCUUAUAUUGUCCUAAUCUCUGUGUUACUUACAAAUGGAGCCAGCCAGCUAACGCCAUGAAUCUUGUGGCUGGAAAGCAAAGCAAAAAUCCCCUUGGCUGGCCAGCAUCUUCCGGUUACUAAAGAACAGUGGCAGCCUUGUGGGGAGCUUCCCCACAACCAUUUCCCCCACAACGCUGGCCUGAAAAUGUAGCCUCUCUGAGAUGGGAGGAAGGCAGCGUCUGCAAAACCCCACAUCCACCUGCAGUCCAAGAUAACGUUUCAAAACUUUUUUCAGGCUUCCCUUUGUGACAAGAGAUGGCUCCACUGCUAGCAAAUGGCAGCUUAGAUGAAAACAGUGAGCCUUUCCCGCUGCCUUCCACUUCGGUCAGCUCUCUGGCCAUUUUCUCCAUCACCUUCCUCUUGGGCUUCCCCGGAAACGGCCUGGUCAUCUGGGUGAUUGCCCUGAAGAUGAAGCGAACGGUGAACACGGUUUGGUUUCUGCACCUGGCGAUCGCCGACUUCGUCUGCUGCCUCUCCUUGCCAUUCUCCAUCGCUCAGCUGGCCCUCCACGAGCGCUGGCCCUUUGGCUGGCUUCUCUGCAAGGUUCUCCCCUCGGCCGUUAUUUUCAACAUGUUUGCCAGCGUCUUCCUCCUCACCGCCAUCAGCAUUGACCGGUGCCUCCUGGUGACCAAACCUGUCUGGUGUCAGAAUCACCGGACAGUCAGGCUUGCCUCCGCAGUCUGCGGUGUUAUCUGGAUCCUCGCCUUCCUUUUGUGCUGCCCUUCCUUCUUCUAUCGGGAGACCCUGGAAGAUGAAUUUGGUAAUACCAGGUGCAUGAACAACUGGAAAACAGGGAGACACGAUGAUUACCAGUGGUUGGAUGAUCUGUGGGAUGUAGAAGACACCACCCUUUCGGCCACCGAAAGCACCUACGACCGUGGCUUCCCAGGUGGGAACCUGGAUCCACACCCUUCCUAUCCCACUAUAAACACAACCGAAAGAAUCACCGUGACACCUUUGGUUGUAUCGCACCAUUCUAGAGUCAAGACAGAGGCAGAUUUAAUGAGCCGGCCGGUUACUGUUGCUCCUUCCAUGCUGCACGAGUUUCCCGGGGUCCCUCCGAGUUUACCCACAGCCAGCAUUUCCCAAUUCAAGGAACAACCGGACGAUUAUUUCCCUGAAGCCCAACCGCCCAGCAUCUUUGUGUCCACCACCGUCACCAGAGCUGUGUUUGGCUUCCUGCUGCCUUUUGCGGUCAUGGCCGCUUGCUACGCGCUGAUUGCCCGGAAGAUGCUCAGAAAGCUCUUUGUGGGGCCUCGCCGGAGGGCCCUGCAGCUGAUCCUGCUGGUGGUGGCCACUUUCUUCAUCUGCUGGGCUCCCUACCACGUCACCGGGGUGCUCUUCCUCCUGGCUGCCCCCCAAACCUCACUUCACCAGGCCCUGCUGUGGUGGGACAGUGUGUCCGUUGCCCUGGCUUAUGCCAACAGCUGCAUCAAUCCUCUUCUCUACGUCUUCGUGGGACAACCUUUCAGGAGAAGGGUCUGCCAGACGGUGCAGGAGAUGUUUGAGGGGGCCUUUGCUGAGCCCUCCUCGCCAGUCUGUUCCCAGGACAAAAGGCAGACCACCACGGUUGACAAUGAGGUGGACGUUUCUGUUUCGGUCCUCUAACGCGGCUCUUCCGGGCGGCCAAAGAUUUGGGGACGUCUCUAGUCAAGCAAGAAAGGGGAGGCUAGCUUGGCUUACAACCUGCACUUUUUCCACUAGGCUUUUGCGUUUCUUUUACCUGGGUUAUUUUAAGCGGCUUAUACCUCUAGCGUGCAAGCUAUGAGUAUUUUUAAAAUAUUUUUUAGAUAUCUUUAAAAAAGAUGAGCAAAUGCUCACCAAGAAGAUACAUUUCUUCAGGUGUCAGUAUUUCUACAGCUGUCUUGUUUCAUCAAGCGCAGGCAAAGUUUGGCAGGUUAUUCAGCCAGGAAGAGGUCAGAAACUGAGGAUGGAAGGAGGGGGCUGGAGCUGAAAGCUCUCUCCUUUUGCCCCCCCUCCCCCCGCCCUGGCACAAGGGACCCCACCCUGCCAACCUGCACUCCUGUAGCAGUUGGGCUGGGAGCCUCCUCCGAGAUGCACCUUCCCAGAGCUUGGUUCCCAUUGAAACGCCUCCCAGUCCCAAUUGGCCCGUGCAGAGGCCAUGUUGCACCUUCAGGGAUUGCUAGGAUGAGGAUUCUGGGGGGUGGGGGGGUGAGAAAUACUUUUCAUACAUUGGGGACAGUUUCUCUUAUAGUGCUUCUGGGCUGCAUCAGAAAUAAACAACAUGGAACUC